Molecule: messenger RNA, 2667 nt
Organism: Dalotia coriaria
Lineage: Eukaryota; Metazoa; Arthropoda; Insecta; Coleoptera; Staphylinidae
Gene: cue
Product: Protein cueball
Exons: 6
Coding region: 476-1996 (506 amino acids)
Biological process (GO): canonical Wnt signaling pathway
Molecular function (GO): Wnt receptor activity; Wnt-protein binding
Source: RefSeq, a predicted model, not a curated record
GCCAAUCGCACACGUUCACUCAGUGCGCGUGUGACCAUCGUGUGGGCAGGAACGUGCCGUGCCGCCCAUUGCCGCCUUUCGCUCCCCUGAGUGAACAAACCGGCGGAACGCUUUUCUUUGCGUUAGUUUUUUCUUUUGGACCGAACACCAUCAAAAAACAGCAAUGUGCCCGAAAAUGUUUAAACUAAUCAACGCGACAUGCCUCCUAUUCUGCGUUUACGUGGUUUCGGCAACUGGCACAGAAAAACCGGAGGAAAUUCUUACUUGGGAAAUAUUUUGAUUGAGUAUCAAAGAUGUCGCGGUAACACUGGACAAUGAGAUUCAACUGCUGAACAACAAGGGCAAGCUGAUCAGAUCGAUAACAGACAUCUUCAGCGAUAUCAAAGCAGUGACAUAUUUGAAUCAAAAGAAUCUGUUUAUUGUUGGAAAUCGCCACAAUGAUAACGAUACCAUCUACGUGUUGGAUCCUAGUUCAAUGCAAGUAGUUCCGGUUGUGGAAGAUCUUAAAGAUGACAUUCAAGGAAUUGCGGUUGAUCCAUUGGCGGAAAUGGUUUACUGGACGGACGCCACGAACAAAAGCAUCAACUACAAACUUUUAAACAUUUUGAAUGAGAAUAGGUCGUUUGAAUCAAACCAGUACGAUACGCUAUUUGACUUCCAGGAUCAAAAACCACAGGAUUUGGCUAUUGAUAGUUGUAAAAGAAUGAUUUACUGGACGAAUGCAAACACAAACACUCCAACAAUAGAAAAGGCGACGAUAAUGGGCACACACCGAAAGGUCCUGGUAACAGACGUGAUAACCCCCACGGCGAUUGUAAUUGACCAGCUGGAGCAACGUCUCUACUGGACUGAUAUGAUGGCGGGCAUCUACUACAGAAUCGAGAGUAUCGACUUAAACGGACACGAUCGCCGAUUGCACAUCGAGGGCACGCACCAGAAGCCGUUCGGACUCACGGUCGACAGAGACUAUGUCUACUGGACGGAUAUCAAUGACAACGCACUGUGGCGGAUGCCGAAGUAUAGCAGUGAAGCCCCAGAACACAUCCAUACGUUCACGCGACAACCGAACGGCAUCUUGUCGCGAUUCGUGGGAUUCCCCGAAGAGCCAAACUGCGAGAAACUCGCUGUUAUGAUUAAGCAAAGACACCAAGCAAAAGAGAACGAGAAACUUAACAAUGGUUACACACGAUACGCAGAGAACGAAAACAAGACCUGCCCGAUAUGCGUGCAUGGCACGCAAGCAGCCAACUGCACUUGCAGUUGUUUACCUGGUUACACAGGCGAGCAGUGUGAGGUGGAUGUUUGUUACAAUUACUGCCUGAAUGGUAAGUGCAGCGUGGAUUCGGAUGGUAAAGCACAGUGUGCUUGCAAUCUCGGAUAUACUGGUAUUCAAUGUGAGAAAGCCCCUUGUGACAAUUUAUGUUUGAAUGGUGGCGUUUGUCAUGUGGCAGAAAAUGUUGUUUGUACUUGCCCGAAGGGUUUCAGUGGUGAGAGAUGCGAGACAGUUGUACCAGUUAGUAACUUGGAGGUUUGCAAGGCACUGUGUGCCAAUACAAGUGAGCAUUUGGUGGUACAUGAAGAUAGGUCAUUCUUGUGCAGAUGUUCAGAUUUAAGCUAUAUGAGCAUAGAAGGAGCAAAUAGAACGCAAUCGUCUACGGUUUUCAAUGAUAUUGAUACAUUGGUAACAAAUCAUCCGUAUACCAUCGCACUGAUGUGUAGCAACAUUUUAACUAUGGUGAUAACAAUAUCCUUGGUGGUCUACGUAUGUAAGAUGAAAAGGCUUCGCCCGAGGAUUAAAAAGCGCGUUGUAGUGAAUAAAAAUGUCACGCCACUCACCUACCGACCACAAGUUGCACAAUGCGAAAUCACAAUUGAGGACUGUUGUAACAUGAACAUCUGCGAAACGCCUUGUUUUGAACCAAGAAACUUCCAACCCAAGAAAGAUGAAAAGAAGGUGCUGUUGGCUAACAUGGAAGCAAAUGAGGAAUACUAUUAGGAUGAGCACACUGGGUAAACUAAGAAAUGAAUGGGCAGACUAAAAAAAUAUAAAACUUAGGGUAGGCUGUGACGUCCAAAAAAAGUAUUACCAUUGUUAAGUUUUGAUAUUUAUAUAUUUAUACCAAGAAAAAAAGACUACCUUACGAUGUGUUCAAGGGUACACACACGCUAUAGAGUACUAAACAAGAAUGGCAAACCAAGGCAUGCGGGAAGUGAGCUUUAGUGUCUUAUGUAAUUUAUAGGCUAACAUUUGCCAAAAACAAAUCAACAACAAGUCUCCGAAUCUCAAUCUCUCUAAAUACGGGCCGCAAUAACUUAGAAUGAAAUUAAUUACUUAAAUCACUUUUACUUCACGCUUACGUAAGUUGCUCAAUUAUGUUGAUUUCGAGUAUGUACUUAUUAACGGACCUUUGACAAUAGUGUUUUUUACGUUCGACUCUUAAUGAUGCAGUACGAUUUUACUUUUAUCAUAUUGAUGCUAUCAAUGUCGUGCUCGCCGAUUGAUAAUCAAUUAUGAUGCAAUACUUGAUUUGGUAACAAAACGUAUACCAAAACGUGAAAUAUCCAAAAUAUGUGAUAUUAUCGUGCACAUAAUCAGCUAGUUAUGUGCUUUAACCGAUUUAUUUUAUACAUAACUGUGUAAAUAAUGAAGUGUUAUAUAAAAUGUAA